Messenger RNA from Dentiscutata heterogama, 1000 nucleotides. The record is from the annotation of a GenBank genome assembly. NCBI's taxonomy places the organism in Eukaryota, Fungi, Glomeromycota, Glomeromycetes, Diversisporales, Gigasporaceae.
GAACGAAAAUGGAGAAAUAAUCGAAAGAGCUAAAAGUGGGAUAAUACAAACAAAAAUUAAAAUUGUAACAACAGUAUCUUUUUACGUGUUAGAUAAAGGAUUUGCUCUAGCUUACGGAGGAGAUGAUUCUCCAUCCAAUCUUAAUAAUUCCACUGUCGACAUCAGUACUGGUUCAACUAAUGGCGCGUACAUAAUAUUUUAUUAUUUCGAAACAAACAAACGAACAGGACCAUUCCUAUUAUAUCAAACAUCUACUAAAAUAAUUAAGUUAAAUGGUACUAUUCAAACUUUAACAUUGGAAGGAAUUAUGUGUAGUGUUGAAUUUAGCGGUGCCGGAAAUACAUGUUUUUUAUUAUUGAAAUCAGAAUUUACUAUAAACAAUAAAAGAAAUAUUACAACUUCGCAAAAUGUCAUGUUGAAGAUGUCUUAUCUCUCUUCUGGAUCCGUAACAAAAAUAGGAGAAAUGAAAAAUGGUUCUAAUGACGGAUACAGUAUUGAGCCACUUCAAUUCGGUGGUUUUCUAAUGUUAGUACUUAAAGACGAUCUUUUUGGCUAUAUUCUCGAUGAAAAUGGAGAAAUAUAUAGAACAUGGUCAUUACCAAAACCUAUAAAUUUCUUGCAUAAAAAAAGUAUUUAUACAAUUCUUGCAAAUAAUUCAAUUGUGGUUGUGGAUAAUCAAGAUAAUUCGACUUGGAAAGUGCUAUGUGAUGAUCUAUUUAAAUUUGGUCAAGCAUCAACGAAUCCGGCACUAGGAUCUCGAGUAAACGAAUCCACGACACAACUAUAUUUAUCAUUCACUUAUCCUGUAAUUCUUUCCAGUUCAAACAUUUCAAUAUAUCAACGUAUCAAUGGAACAGAUCAUGACCUAUUGCGCCAACGAUUUCAAGUAUUAUCCCAGCAUGUUGUACUUCCAUUAACUUGCUUCACUGGAGUUCCGAAACGUAAAAUUAUAGUUCCAUCGUUGGUUUUAUCAUUAUCUAAAACCUCUAGGCCAGCCUGA